UGCCCGCGCGCCGCUCCCGCCGCUCCAAGAUGGCGCAGCCGCCGGUUCUCCUCAAGGACACGAAGCUGAUGGACGUGAAGCUGGGCCAGCUGCCCUCCUGGCUUGCCAUGAGGGACUUCACCCCCGGCGGCAUCAUGGGGGCCUGUCGACGAGGUUAUGACAGAUACUACAAUAAAUACAUCAAUGUGAAGAAGGGGGGCCUCGGGGGUAUCUCCAUGGUGCUGGCUGGGUAUGUUGUUCUCAGCUACAUCUGGAGCUACAGUCACAUCAAGCACGACCGGCGCAGGAAAUACCACUGAGGCACCAUCAGAAGGUGAAGGUACAGCUCCUGAACAGCCCUGGCUGCUGGCAGUUACCCUGACAGAAGACAUCACAACUAUUCAUGUUAAAUCUGUGCUGUUGUGACCAAUAAUAAAGUGCUUACACUUUACGUUUCCUGAGCUGA
Messenger RNA from Manacus vitellinus (golden-collared manakin), 445 nucleotides. It is a transcript of the gene ATP5MF, whose product is annotated as ATP synthase membrane subunit f. Gene Ontology annotation, molecular function: proton-transporting ATP synthase activity, rotational mechanism. The transcript has 4 exons. The record is from RefSeq and is a predicted model, not a curated record. Lineage: Eukaryota; Metazoa; Chordata; Aves; Passeriformes; Pipridae. Bases 30 to 299 code for a protein of 89 amino acids. Gene Ontology annotation, biological process: proton motive force-driven mitochondrial ATP synthesis.